Postia placenta MAD-698-R-SB12 is the source of this 855-nucleotide messenger RNA. RefSeq lists its product as hypothetical. The record is from RefSeq and is a predicted model, not a curated record. Gene Ontology annotation, molecular function: endonuclease activity. NCBI's taxonomy places the organism in Eukaryota, Fungi, Basidiomycota, Agaricomycetes, Polyporales, Adustoporiaceae. The transcript has a single exon. The coding region runs from base 1 to 855 and encodes 284 amino acids.
AUGCAUGGACGGCCAACAUCGAAUAUUAAGUAUUAUUUAGCAGGAUUAUGGGAAGGAGAUGGGCAUAUUUGGAUCCCUAAGACUAUUAAAUCCCCUAGUGGAAAAAAAUAUACUCCUCAUUUUGCUAUUUCAUUUGCUGAAUCGGAAUACCCUUUAGUUUUAGAAUUAAAAGUUUUAAUUGGGGGUUCGAUUCGACAUAAAGUGGAAAAUCACGCUUACGUUCUUACAAUCACUUCAAUACCAGGAUUAAUUAAUAUUAUUAAUUUAAUCAAUGGUUGUUUGAGAACUCCAAAAUUAACCCGAUUUAAUGAUAUGAUAUACUGGAUUAAUCGAGCUACCGGAAGUUCUAUACCUACACAUAAUGUAGAUAAUAGUAAUUUACUUAAUAAUGCUUGGUUAGCUGGUUUUAUUGAAGCUGAUGGUUCAUUUGACAUUCGAGUUUCUCAAACUAGUGGAGGAUCUUCUAAAAAUCGGGUGAGUGCUCGAUUGCGAUUAGAACAACGGAAAGUACACCCUGAUACAGGAAUAUCUUAUUUUGAUAUUAUAACAUCUAUUGCUACAACACUUGGUGUUUCACUUAAUUUGUCUACACAUAAUGGUAAUGUAGAAUACUUCUUAGUUAGUGCUUCAAGUACAAAAUCACGAAGUAUUAUUGUUAAUUACUUUACACAGUUCCCUUUAUUUUCUAGCAAACGGCUUAAUUAUUUAGAUUGGUUAGCUUGCCAUUAUUUAAUUGUCAACAAUAACCAUCUUACACCAGAAGGCCGAGCCCUAGCUUUAAAAUUAAAAUCAGGUAUGAAUAGCAAACGAACCCUUUUUAAAUGGGAUCAUUUAGAAUCACUCAAAUCUUACUAA